AUGGCGGGUGGUUCAAUAGAUAUGGACCAGCCAGGCAAAUAUCCCAUCGUCCUCAGCGACGCACUCCUGGGCAGGGCAACUGGCAAAGCAGAGACGUACACAGGGAUCAGAUAUAACCACAAGCCAGACCCAUCUUCGGACUCUUCAGAGACUUCUCUUCACCUCCAGCCUUCAGAUUCCGAUGGUACAGACUACGACCUUUCUUUAAAAGACGACUCCGACAAUUAUUCCUAUCAAGGCGUGCGCAAUACAAGCAGCGAUCAAUAUGUCCUCAUAUUCAACCCCGAAAAGAAACAUUUCGUUUUACAUCAGGUCGAUUCUACUUUUGACAUGAACCUCACAAGCGCUCCCUGGAUCCAAGAUGCCUCCAAGUUACGAACGCAAUAUCCCCAGCUAUCUACUUCCAAAUCCCAAACCUCAGCUCCACAAAGAAAAGUGUCGAAAGGAUCAAAGAAGAUGGAUCCAACGAAGGCCGCACCACCCCGCCGGAAAAUCGAGAAACCAAAGAAACCAAAGCCAGCUCCAGUUAUCCGCGAACCUACACCAGAGGAGGAAGACUCCGACGAUGUUCUCACAGUUGAAUACCCAGAAGCGCCAUCCAACUAUGAAUACAAGUCCACUCCGAUUUUUGACCGAGCUGUCAGUGAGCCAAGCGACGAAGAUGAGGAUGCGGAAGGAGAGGAGAUUGACGAGGAGGAAGAGAGGAAUCAAGACGUUGAUCACCUCAAAUUACCAAGUCCUGCAAGCAAUAACAAUGGCGGCAUAAGUGAUGAGGAUAUGGAGAUGGAUCUUGCGGCUGAAUUGGAACAGGAUCUAGAACAAGCUCUGCGGGCCGAUGCCGAUGAGAGUGAUGAGAGCGAGGAGGAAUGA
Molecule: messenger RNA, 870 nt
Organism: Cadophora gregata
Lineage: Eukaryota; Fungi; Ascomycota; Leotiomycetes; Helotiales; Ploettnerulaceae
Exons: 2
Coding region: 1-870 (289 amino acids)
Source: RefSeq, a predicted model, not a curated record